Molecule: messenger RNA, 2277 nt
Organism: Olea europaea var. sylvestris
Lineage: Eukaryota; Viridiplantae; Streptophyta; Magnoliopsida; Lamiales; Oleaceae
Product: autophagy-related protein 13a-like
Exons: 3
Coding region: 257-2074 (605 amino acids)
Biological process (GO): autophagosome assembly; mitophagy; piecemeal microautophagy of the nucleus
Cellular component (GO): phagophore assembly site; extrinsic component of membrane; cytosol
Source: RefSeq, a predicted model, not a curated record
UGCUUUAAUUAUAUUUUUCUGGGCGUAUUUUCAGGUGUAUAUACAUGGGUUUUUUUAAGGACCUUUUGUUAGGUAGAUUACCAGUUUUGUACAAAGAAAAACAGUAGAUGAAAGAGAAAAGGUAGGGGACAAGCCUGGAAUUGUUUUGCUUUGAAAAUCAAGAUUUGGGUAAGAUUCCCAAUUGUGGAAAAGAGUUGGAUGCCCAGAUUUAUUAUAUAGUUCAAAAUUGAUGUAAAGUAUAAUUUUGCUUAAAGAAAUGGAUUUGCACAGUUAUCCUCGAGGGGAAAAUGGGAGGUUGGAACAAAUACUUAAUCAGUUUUUCUUGAAAAGCUUACACGUGAUAUUGGAUUCGAGGGUUCCUGCCAUUCGGCCAUCUAGUCGCUAUGGGGAAGUAAAAAAGAGUGAUAAAUGGUUCAAUUUGGUAUUAGGAGAUCGUCCUUCAGCCAUGGAUAACUUGAGUUUCUGGAAUCGAAGUUUUAUGGAACCCAUGGUUAUUGAUAUUAUACUCGUUCAAGAAUCACUAAAGUCUUCAUUGGAGCAUAGUUCAAUUACUACUUUAGGGUCGGAGAUGGUAACAGACACAGUCAUAGAGAGGUGGGUUGUUCAGCACGAGCAUCGAAGGUCAGUAGGUCAUUCAAUCAGCGAAGCCUCUUACAAGAAGACAUACAAGAAAUCAAUAUUACUCUUACGCUCCAUUUAUUCAAUGUUGAGACUCCUUCCGGCAUAUAAGGCUUUUCGUAAACGAGGUUCAAGCCAGAAUUGUGUUUUUGAUAUCAAUUACAAGGUCUGUACAUAUGCUGUUCCGUUUUCAAGGGAGGAGGACGAGUUGAUGAAGAGACAUAAUUUCAUUCCAAUUGACACCAAACAAGGUGCCCUUUCUGUAUCUUUGACGUAUCGUAAAGAUUUGUCUGAUUUCAUCCAGGAUGCCUUUGUAUCUUUUCCCUCAGAGAUCAUUACAGAUUAUGUUGGCAGCCCACUUACCGAGCCUAUCAGACCAUUCCCUACUUAUUUGUCUGAGAAGGGUGUUCGUGCUACGUCCUUCCCCAUAACAGGGAGUCAACCGACUUCUUCAUCCGCGUUGCUACGUCGGCACAGCUGGGCAAGUGGGAUCCAUGAGGACGCUUCACAAAAGAAUCAACCAUAUAGUGGAUCUCCUCCUCUAUACCGGUCACCAUAUGAGCACUCAUCUUCGCCUACUGACCUAUAUGGACAUAGGUUCCAAAACCAAAGAUCACCAGCUUGUCAGAAAGCAGCAAUUGAUGAUUUACUAUCUCCUCCUUUUUCACCUUCUCCUUCCCCAUCUCCCCCUACAUACCUUUAUAGCGGGAAUCCCCUGCAUAGUCGUAUGCGUUCAGAAACUCCUCCCAUGAGUAUUCCACAUCCGAUGAUGGGAAGAAGUCCAAGAUAUCUUUCUCCUAAUCUGUCAGAUCCAAACAGGCAUUCUCUUCCGCCUUUAUCUCCUAGGAGCACAAAAAAUGAUCCUUCGUCCCAGGAGUCCUCAUCUGGAAUUAGAUCAAUAAGGAAAUCAGAUUCACUGAGGACUGGAGAGCCAAGUCCUGGGCUAACAAACCUUGGUCCAAGGGUAUCAAGAGAUUCCAAAGAAGAUUCUGGACGGUUUUCAGGUCCUUUAUCUUCAAGUAGUUCUCCACGCGUUGGAUUCUCGAGAAGCUCCAGCAGAUUGUCUUUCCAGGAUGAUUUUGGCGAUGGUGAUUUCACCUACCCAUUUAUUGUUGAUGACGUCGACCCUCCUGAUUUCCAAUCCAGCCAGAAUCUUGAUGGGAAAAAUAAGUCCGAAGAUUCGUCCCAAGCAUCCUCUACUGCCAAAAGAUCUCAAGAUGCAGCUGUCGGUGUCCUUGUUCACAUGCUAAGAACAGCUCCUCCUCUGCGCCCAACUAGUUCUUAUACCAGUCAAUCCUCUGAGAAUGAAGUCGAGAGAGAAGUUGGAACUGCUUCUGAAUUUUUCAAGCCUCGAGAUACAACUGAUGCACUCGAGGAACUCAAGGCUUACAAAGAAAUGAGAGAUCAGCUAGUUUCCAAGAGUGCUGCUCGUACUUCCAUCAGAGAAAAAGACUAGGAGCACAAUCAGCUGUGCUUACAAGUAACUUUAGAAUUUACCUUUUUGUGGAAGUACAUUCUACUUCAUAGAUAAGUGAACUUCAGGCAAGUUGAGAAUGAUAGUUCUUGGGGAUUUCUGUGUUAUGUAUUUCUAAAGCAGCAUUCAGUGGAAUAGAGAAAAAUGGCUUUGAAGCAAUAGAUAACACAUUACUUCGGGCAGUA